AUGGACCCAUUUACGUUUGUCAGAUGGCUAGGGGUUUGUGUGGAACCCUCCUUAGAGGAAGCACAGCCCGCGUGGUGGCUGGAGCUUCAGCGGGCUGAAUUUUUGCAGAGGGAAGAAGAGAAAUCUGGUGAUGUGUGCCAAAGAAACACACUGCCUUCUGUUCCCCAAGCCAGCCUGGCGCCGGAACUCCGUAGGCGGAAGGUACAUUUUGCGGCUGAGCAGACUGCUGGUGCCGAUCUCUGCGUCUAUGAAAACGACUCAGAGUUCGUCGUAUCUUUCGCGCACCCAAAUAUGCAUGGCGCUGGAGAGACAGGUCUCCCUCCUUGGGAUGCUAGGGACCUGGAUGACACUGAGUACAUACGGCAGAUGCUUCUCCCGCCAACAGAAACGCCGCCUCCGUCCCUCGCUGGUAGCUCCUCUGCCAGCAGUCUCAUGGAACUCAAAUGCGGCAGCCUUCCAUCAGAUGAGGAGAACGUUUUCCAUGAACACUGUGACACUUCCGCGGAAGGCCGAAUUUGA
Messenger RNA from Eimeria necatrix, 519 nucleotides. RefSeq lists its product as hypothetical. The transcript has 2 exons. Bases 1 to 519 code for a protein of 172 amino acids. Lineage: Eukaryota; Apicomplexa; Conoidasida; Eucoccidiorida; Eimeriidae. The record is from RefSeq and is a predicted model, not a curated record.